AUGGCCGCGGUUCAAACACUCCCCAAGGAAAUCUCCAAGCUUGGCCAGGAGGUUAAGCUUUUCGGCAAAUGGGACACUCAGGAUGUCGAGGUCAAGGAUAUCUCCCUCACAGACUACAUCCAAAUCCGCCACGCCGUCUACCUCCCCCACACCGCCGGUCGUUAUGCCAAGAAGCAGUUCAAGAAGGCACAGAUGCCCAUCGUUGAGCGAUUGGUCGACAGCUUGAUGAUGAAGGGCCGCAACAACGGCAAGAAGCUCUUGACCGUCCGCAUUGUUGCGCACGCGUUCGAGAUCAUUCACCUUCUCUCCGACCAGAACCCCAUCCAGGUCCUCGUCGACGCCAUCGUCAACACUGGUCCCGGCACUGUUCGCCGUCAGGCCGUCGAUGUCUCCCCUCUGCGCCGGGUAAACCAGGCAAUUGCUCUCCUCACCACUGGCACCCGCGAGUCGGCCUUCCGCAACGUCAAGUCGAUUGCGGAGUGCCUUGCGGACGAGCUCAUCAACGCGGCGAAGGGUUCAUCAAACUCGUACGCCAUUAAGAAAAAGGAUGAACUGGAGCGUGUCGCCAAGUCCAACCGGUGA
Molecule: messenger RNA, 582 nt
Organism: Epithele typhae
Lineage: Eukaryota; Fungi; Basidiomycota; Agaricomycetes; Polyporales; Epitheliaceae
Product: 40S ribosomal protein S5-1
Exons: 7
Coding region: 1-582 (193 amino acids)
Biological process (GO): translation; ribosomal small subunit assembly
Cellular component (GO): cytosolic small ribosomal subunit; ribosome
Molecular function (GO): structural constituent of ribosome; mRNA binding; rRNA binding
Source: RefSeq, a predicted model, not a curated record